AUGGCGCACGGAGCCAGCGUGGACCUGCGCGGCGGCGGCUGCAGCUGCUCGGCGGCCUCCGCACAGCGGCCGCUACUGCAUCCCGGGGGGCUGCGGGGAGGAAGGAGGGCGCCGCAUGUCGGGGGACUACAUUCGGCACUUCAGGCUCCAACCUUCCAGGGUAACUCCUUCCACGUGGACGGACAUGCUCGGAUGGACUCGUUCGAUGCCAUCCCUGUUAGAGAAGAUUGUGGCUUCUCCGGCAGGGUCCGGAGCGGCUGUGUUGAUGGGAUAGAGGGCGGGCCUGUGGAUCGUAACCCAGAUGGACAGGCCGGCCGCAGGAGCGAGGCAACUGGGAGCCCCCCGACGCUGGAGCUCCUGGCUCAGGUGCUGCUCUCCCCUCGCCUGGGGGCACAUGCGGCAGCUGAACUGCACCCAAGGCCCCAAGGCGGGCACUCAGGCUUCCUGCAGCAGCAGCAGCGUCUCCACAGGACCCCCCCAGCCCCCAUCCGGUGUAACCCGCACCUCGGGGGAGGCGCCUCGGCCCGGGCUCAGCCGAACUGGAUCGUGGGGUCUGAAAGGUCACCAUGGCUGCUGUUGGCUCCUCUGCUGUCCCCACCUAUCCCCCAGGUCACCUCCCCGCCGUGCAGCCUGUGUCCAGAGGGCGUGCACAGGUUCCAGUGGAUCAGAAACCUGGUCCCCGAGUUUGGAGUCUGCAGCUCUCACGUCAGGGUGCUCUCCUCCCCCGCAGAGUUUUUCGAGCUUAUGAAGGGGCAGAUAAAGGCAGCCAAGAGGCGGGUUGUGAUGGCCUCUCUCUACCUGGGGACAGGUCCUUUGGAACAGGAACUGGUGGACUGUCUGGAAAGCACCCUAGAAAGGUCACUCCAAGCACAGUUUCCUUCAGACCUCAAGGUGUCCAUUCUCUUGGACUUCAUGCGGGGCUCGAGAGGUAGGAAGAACUCCCGCACGAUGCUGCUCCCGCUCUUGCAGAGGUUUCCAGAGCAGGUCCGUGUCUCCCUCUUCCACACCCCGAACCUCCGCGGGCUGCUGCGGCUCCUGAUCCCUGAGCGCUUCAACGAGACCAUUGGCCUGCAGCACAUUAAGGUGUACCUCUUCGACAACAAUGUCAUCCUGAGCGGCGCCAACCUGAGUGACUCCUACUUCACCAACCGCCAGGACCGCUACGUGUUCCUGCAGGACUGCCCUGACAUUGCAGACUUCUUCACGGAGCUGGUGGACGCCGUGGGGGACGUGUCCCUGCAGCUGCAGGGAGAUGACACCGUGCAGGUGGUGGAGGGCAUGGUGCAUCCUUACAAAGGUGACCGGACUGCAUACUGCAAGGCGGCCAACGCGCGGGUCAUGGAUGUGAUCAACUCUGCCCGCACCCGCCAGCAGCUGCUGCACGCCCAGACCUUCCACAGCGAUGCCCUGGUGACCCAGGAAGACGCAGCAGCUGCAGGUGACCGGGGGCCAGCGCCUGACACCUGGAUCUACCCGCUGAUCCAGAUGAAGCCCUUUGAGAUUCAGAUCGACGAGAUCGUCACCGAGACCCUGCUGACCGAGGCUGAGCGCGGGGCCAGGGUCUACCUCACCACUGGCUACUUCAACCUGACCCAGGCCUACAUGGACCUGGUCCUGGGCACGCGGGCCGAGUACCAGAUCCUUCUGGCCUCCCCGGAGGUGAACGGUUUCUUCGGGGCCAAGGGGGUGGCGGGUGCCAUCCCGGCGGCCUACGUGCACAUUGAGCGGCAGUUCUACAGUGAGGUGUGCAGCCUGGGGCAGCAGGAGCGGGUCCAGCUGCAGGAGUACUCGCGCAGCGGCUGGACCUUCCAUGCCAAAGGCCUCUGGCUCUACCUGGCAGGGAGCAACCUGCCCUGUCUCACGUUGAUUGGCUCUCCUAAUUUUGGGUACAGGUCAGUCCACCGGGACCUGGAGGCCCAGAUUGCCAUCGUGACGGAGAGCCAGGCCCUGCAGCAGCAGCUUUACCAGGAGCAGGAGCAGCUCUACCUGAGGUCAGGCGUGGUGUCCUCUGCCACCUUCGAGCAGCCGAGUCGGCAUGUGAAGCUGUGGGUGAAGAUGGUGACCCCGUUGAUUAAGAACUUCUUCUGAGGACCGCAGGGAUGGCCUUGAUGAAGAUGACAGGCAUGGCGGGCGUCAGCUCCUUCAGCCGCGCCUCGGCGAUGACUCCGGUCGGUGUGUCCCAGCGAGCUCCUGCAGGGACAGCUGGCAGUGAGCGAGGGGAAGGCCGGAAGGGAGAGCCUGGCCUCACGCCCGAAACCACCGCCCGGCUCUGCUUCAGAGCGCACGUGCCAGGUGCCAGGGCGCAGGAACUGCUGGAGAUGGAGUUGUGAACGGGACGCCGCCGGGGGCUGUGUGACUGCCCGCAGCCCACCGUGGACGGCCCAGCUCGCCCGUGUGCUCGGCCCCACCAUUCACACCAUGACGCUCCAGAGCCUCAUCCGCAGCCUUAUCUCAGCGCCGGCACCCAGUGCUCCGGAGACUUCCAGGGGACGGGAGCCCGGCUCCCUGCCCCCCUGCCGUCUGUCCUGUGCAUGUACAUUGUGUCUGUCCUGUGUACACAGUGCGAUGCAUACAUACUUGACACCUGUCCCACGCACAUGUAUGCAGCGCGACCCAUACAUACAGGGUGCCUGUCCCGUGCGCACGUAUGCAGCAUAUCCAUACAUACAUGAUGCCUGUCCCGUGCGCACGUAUGCAGCAUAUCCAUACAUACAUGGUGCCUGUCCCGUGCGCACGUAUGCAGCAUAUCCAUACAUACAUGAUGCCUGUCCCGUGCGCACGUAUGCAGCAUAUCCAUACAUACAUGGUGCCUGUCCCGUGCGCACGUAUGCAGCAUAUCCAUACAUACAUGAUGCCUGUCCCGUGCGCACGUGCAGCAUAUCCAUACAUACAUGGUGCCUGUCCCCGUGCACACGUGCAGCAUAUCCAUACAUACAUGAUGCCUGUCCCGUGCGCACGUGCAGUGUAUCCGUAUGUAUGCUCGUGGAGCUGCUGCCCUGAGCCAGGCUGCUGUUAGUCUGCCCUGUCUAGUGAUGUUUAUGUUUCCUCUCUGUGAUUCCGUAAUAAACAUGGAGGAUGCCUGCC
Miniopterus natalensis is the source of this 3084-nucleotide messenger RNA. The record is from RefSeq and is a predicted model, not a curated record. NCBI's taxonomy places the organism in Eukaryota, Metazoa, Chordata, Mammalia, Chiroptera, Miniopteridae.